Molecule: messenger RNA, 8897 nt
Organism: Sardina pilchardus (European sardine)
Lineage: Eukaryota; Metazoa; Chordata; Actinopteri; Clupeiformes; Clupeidae
Gene: slc2a4rg
Product: SLC2A4 regulator
Exons: 9
Coding region: 699-2069 (456 amino acids)
Biological process (GO): regulation of transcription by RNA polymerase II
Cellular component (GO): nucleus
Molecular function (GO): RNA polymerase II cis-regulatory region sequence-specific DNA binding; DNA-binding transcription factor activity
Source: RefSeq, a predicted model, not a curated record
UGAGAUAACUUUGACUCCAUAGCAGGCCUCUUUAUUCAAGCUGUUGUAGGCUAGAUUUGGUUAAUUUGUCCCAGGGAUUUGAGACUUCUUUUGGGAUGUUUAGGGAGUCCAAGAAUUAGACGUUUAGUUAGGCCUACAGUGCAUAUUCAAUUGUGUCACUAUCAACAAAACACAAAAGGGAGGCACCAAAUAUCUCAGCUGCAAGUAAUCUGGUGUAUUUGACACAUAUGUUGCCCUGAUGUACAGUUCAUCACUGUGUAACUAUACUCUUCUAUUGGUCAGACAGAUUUGGUUGUCAAACACUAUCCACUGCAGCAGAAUGCAGCACAAAUAUAUUGUCAUUUCCAAAAUAUUGCAUUUCUGUAGUGAAAUACUGAAAAGUGCAGUAGUGUGUAAUGCAAUGCAGUUUAAUAAUGUCUGAAAUAUCGGAUAACGUGCAUAUAACUGCACGAAUGAUUUGUCCCAAACGGCAGUUUUGACAUUUGAAGUUGUGCAGCUGUGUUUUGUAAAGACUGAACCAUAAAAAUGAUGAGAGAAGAUUUAACUGUUGAUUAGAUGCUGCUUGACUAUGUCUCUCCUUUAAAGUGUCACUAUACUUUUGUGCAACAUGACAGGCUGUCUCAGUACACUCAGCUGGCUACAAUAACAACAUACUGGAGCUUUUGGGGAAAUGCAUCUGGGUGGGCUGUUCGGGCAACAUGGACGAGAGUGACCUGAUGGGCCCCUGUGGGGUCCUGAAGAAUCCCAGCCCCAUGCAUCGCCUGAUUCUGAACGGGCAGAAGCUAGACGACCAAAUGCACUUGGAGCCCAGGCCCUCGGGCCACGAGGGUGGGGAGGCCAGGUCCCGCCUGCAGCCGCUGCUCUGCCCCGCCGGCUCGCCUGACGAGCGCCCCCCGCACGCGUCCUCGCACAUCCCCGUCCCACGGAACAGGAACCCCUCUGGUCAUGCUGAUAAGGAGGUGAUGGCUGCCACCGUCCUCACCAGUCUGUCCACCAGUCCCCUGGUGCUCAACCCCUCCUCAGCAGCCCCAGCUGCAGUACCGGAGAUGUCCAGCAGGGGGUGGAAGGAGAGCCUGUCGGCGAGCUACAGCAGCUCCACCAGCGGCAACUGGAGCUGGGACGCCAGCGACCAGUCGGUGCCCUCCACGCCCUCGCCACCUCUCUCCAACGACGCCGGCAAGGGCUUCCUGCUGUCCGCCCAGGGCGACGACGCCGCCGAAGAACACGACAGCCCGCACUUCAUGUUCGAGGACCCCAUCCCCCGGAAACGCAAGAAUUCCAUGAAGGUGAUGUUCAAGUGUUUGUGGAAGAACUGUGAAAAGGUCCUCAGCACGUCCUCAGGGAUCCAAAGGCACAUUCGCACUGUCCACCUGGGGCGGAACAGUGACUCAGACUACAGUGACGGCGAGGAGGACUUCUACUACACAGAGAUCGAGGUGAACAUGGACACCCUGUCGGAGGGGCUGUCCAGCCUGACGCCCACGUCCCCCACCACGGCCGGCCCUCCCCCCAUCUUCCCCCCGCCACUGACCUCCGACCCCCCGCUACUGCCGCGCUGCGACUCUGCCCAGCACCACCAGGCCUUCCACACACCCCUCAGCCAAUCGGCUCCCUCCGCACUCUGCCACAUCCGCACUGACCACGCCUAUCAGGCCACUACCCCUGUCAACAUUCCCAUGUCUUCCAAGACGAUUGAGAGCGAGAAUGGGAUCAGUGUGUCCUGGCAAUCUCCCACUGUCAUUUUUAAAGGCUUACCGGGCCCGAUGAGUCACAUCCGCACUGUCAGCAUCGGAGAGAAGAGGCAGCUGACCGCCGCUCACACCACCCUCAACAACAACAAGGCCCACACCACCACCACCCCCGCCCCCAAACCGGCCUCUGGCACCAGCCAGUUGUCGUCCCGUGGUCCAAUCAGGUAUCCUCCUGCUCACUCAUGGUUCUUGACAACCCACCCCAGGAAGCCCCGCGGCGAGGCCAAGAAGUGCCGCAAGGUGUACGGCAUGGAGAAGAGAGACCUGUGGUGCACAGCCUGCCGCUGGAAGAAAGCCUGCCAGCGCUUCAUCGACUGAGCCCCGGGAAGAGACGCCACCCCCGAUGCGAGAGCUGGAGCCUGAGCCUGACCGAUGCCUCUGCAGUCCAAUCCGGUCCAGCCCAGUCCCAGUCCCUGGGUCCGGUUCUGGUUUCCCCCUCUCUGCAGCCUUUCCCCUUCAGCAGGGGCUGGACACACUGCUGAGGUGAGGGCCCCAACUCUGGGACUGACUACUUUUUUUUUUUUUUUUCCUCCACACCAUGAGAGGGAGCUCCUGCGCUCCAAACACCCUCAACCAGCGGAACACUGAAAAAAUGAAUUUUAUCUACUUCAUAAUGAAAACAUACACAAAAAGAAAUGCUCAAAAAUGUUUUCUUUUUUUAAAAAGAGUUUUUUGACAAAACAAAGAACUGGCGUAUUUUGCAUUAUUGAUAGUGUUGUUGGUGGACUUAAGCUGAAUUUGUUUUUAUUUCACCUUUCGAAAAGGAAUUGAAAAGAAACAGCAAAGGAUGAAAUAUGUAACACACAAACCCUGAUUCAGAAGUUUAAGAUACUUGUUUAUUGUUUUUUUUCUAUGACAUUUGUUUUGGUCUGUUUUCCUUUGAAGACAGAGGUUGAAGAUUUCCAAUUGACUUUUUUAUCAUUCUUUUGUGUAGCAUUCUAUAAACAUGGCAGUCUUUACUGGUCAGAAAAAAAACAAGUAAGCUAUGUUUUUGUUAUUGGACUAUUCAUGCAUUGAUCUCUGCAACCUUCAUUUGAUCUUUGCAAAGAUGACAAGAGUCCCUGAUUGGGCUGAGUCUGGCACAGUUAUGGUCCUGGUCUAAUGCUGACCCGAUCCAAAUCUGGCCCAGAAUCGGCAUCUUCCGGAGGAUUCCUCCUGAUCAGCUGCACUAACUGUCACCAUUUUUUAUCAUGGACUCCCAGGAGAACCAAAGCCAAACCGGUGAUCUUUGUCUAGUGCACACACACACACACACACACACACACACACACACGUGCGCGCGCGCACACACACACACAUAGUGUCAGCAGGAGGCUUUCUUAAAAUCCAUUGCAGUUUGCCGGGAAGCAAAUAAGAUAUGGUCGUCAUUAUCAGAUUGCUUAAACAUAACCAGGAAAUAAACAUGCUCAUUACAAUCAGAAGCACGAAAUGUAAUCUUACAUGUUGAAAUAGAUGCACACACACACACACACACACACACAAAUAUAUAUAGAGUUCAUAUAUAUAAGGAUGUAUUUUUCUUGUUUGUCUAUGUACCUCUUUACCAAUAUGCACCUUGUUUUAGACAGAUAGGUAGAGCUCCGUGAGUCGGACAGUCUUGAGAUGUCCUCUUUAGCUGUAACUACAAUGGAUUUUGCAGCAGGCCCAGGAGUUUCACAUGCAGGAUAAUGUCCUUUUUGAGAUGAUUAUAUAAAGACACUUUUAGCAUAGACCAAUGUCUGCUCACUUUGAUUCCUCUUUUUCUCUGCUUUUUUUUGGAUUUUUUCUCUCUCCCGUUUCUGAUAUUUUUAGGUGUAGUUGGUGUAGUUUUGUAUUAAGAAAAAAACAAAAACAAAUCUAUCAAUCUACAGUAUUACUACAGUCAAUUAUGCUUCAGCAUCUCAUUGCAGAUAGAACCAUGAUUAGCAAACAUCUCCCUUAUAGGAUGCACGCCAGAGCAGGUGUAGAUUCCAGACAGAUGCUCUCUGGCUAUUUGGGUGUUGUCUUCUUAAGAAAGCUAUUAGAAGAACUGCAGACUAGAGUUUCCAAUGUCCCCUUUUGGAUAGACAAACUACAGUACAUCCCUAUCAAAGCACAGGGGCUCGAGAUUAAGGUGAAGGCGAAGAAUUCAAACUGAACUCUAGAUGAGCACACAGUGAAACACUGGGAGCAUAAAAUGAAGUGAGCAGACACAUGUUUUUUGGAACCUCCUAUUUGAUAUAGUCACAUAGUUGCCAAACGCAUUUUCAUGAGAAUUAAACUGUUCAUUAAUCACCCUAUCCUGUGAAGGGAUUAUUUGCUUCCCGUAAAACGCUUCCUCUGUUUUGAACCAUUCACACUCACACUUUAUUUUGUUCAUUUCAACAAAAGCAUUAGAAGAUAAACCAAGAGUUCAUUUUAUUUGGAACGACAGAUCACUGUUCCCUUAAAUACUGUCUUGAUUGUAGACACCUCUUUGAAUGUAGUUUCUGCUGUAUGUUGGCCUCUACCAGUUCCUCUCUCUCCUCCCUCUCCUCCCUCUCGGUCUCUCUUGUCCGCUAUGCUUUCCCUCUGAGUGAGUGCAGAUUUGAAUGACCGCCCAGGGCCAAGUUCCCCAAAACCGUAGUUGCUUGCUAAGUUAGCAACUUUAUUGGUUGCAAUGCAAUUUCCCAUUGCUAACCAACUAAGUUGCUAUGUUUUGGGAAAUGUGCCCCUGUAUGGUGACUCACACAAGACUGUUCACAGACUCACAUACUCAAUAGCAAGGGUCAUCUCACUCGCUCUCCAGCCUGUACAGUGCUAUGGAACUCCUCGCUGGUAUAGACACACACCUCUUAUGAGCUGUAUCAUGGGCAACUAUACAACCUACAGGAAGAGAACUAACUAGCCUAAAUCCAGCCCAGACAUCCAAGAGCUUUCAUUUUACUAUAGUAUCAAAAUAAAACAAGUUUGCAUUCAAAGGCCAUUUAUAACUUCUGUAUUAGUGAUUUGCCAAACUCAUAAGCCCGAAGCACCUCUUUUAAAGAUGCACUCCAGCCUUUAAUUAACCACGGUAAUAUCGUUUUGGUUCCUAAAACAGACAUAUUCAUAACUGCUUUUUCAUGGCAAAAAUCCCUUUAUGGCCUUGAAACGGCUCUCUCUGCCUCAUCUCUGAUGUGGAGAGCUAAGAGUUCCGCCCCCCGAUGCAUGCAACUCUGCCUGGUUGCCAAAUUGGUUGUGACAAUGUGCUGAAAUAGCUACCAAUGCUGUGCUGUGGGAAGGUAGUUAACUCUGGCACAAGAGCUCGCUUAUCUCGGAAAGCUACAUGUGCAGAUGUGUCCUCAGGAAAACUGUUUUUCCAGGAAUGAUUUGGACACUUCCAUCUCGCAGGUCAGGUCAGGUCAGGAGUCCUUAUUCUGAAAUAUCCACUAGUGCACUGCCCAUCUGAACCAGGACGACUCAACUAUAUGGUGUUUACUAUGUCCAGUUACACACAACAAACCCUUAAUGGACAUGUUACAAAGGUUCACAAGUAGACUGUGGACGGAGUGGGUCUUUAAAAGUGCAUAGCUAUUUUAAAAUGAAAGCGUGUGUGGACUACAAUAAUGGUAAAACUGUAAAGGCAUGCUAAAUAAAUACGGUUCCCUAAUAUGACUGCAUACCUUGCACAAAUUGUGUAAUUGUCUCAGUCCUCAAAGGGCUACUGUGUCUGCAAAGCUUUUGUGUACACUAUGAAACAGUCAUUGGUGUAUUGGUAUACAUGUUCAGGGCCCCCUAAAUUGUCAAAAACUGCAUGGGAAAAAUGUCCCAAGCAAGGUGUGAGCAUGCACAGAAUACACUGGAAUAAUGCCAACAGUUAUCCUUCAGAUAUAUAGCAUCGCUGUCUAGGUCCAGCAGCAUUGAAUUAUUUUUGUUUUUCAAAGCCCAGUGUCUGUACUGGUCAGCUGGUGGCCAUUGGUGCGGUUCUCUUCCUUGUCUGGGUCGGUGCUGACCCACUGCUCAGAGAGCUUAGUGUCUGUACUGGACAGAGUGAGGCUCUUUUCAAGGUCGUACAGAAAAAAAAAUUAAAUGUUCACUUCAAGUGCCAAUGAGAAGAACAUCAAGAGGGAAAAAGAAAAAAAAGAUACAUACAUAUAACACAUGAAAUCGAAUUGCACUAACUUGUACUGCACAAAGACGUGUAUUUUUUUUUUUUAAUAAUCAGAGCAUUUUUUGUUUGUUUUUGAAGUUGAGAGUUGAGUUUAUGGUCACAACUGCCAUGGUGUGCCAGAAAGGAGGGCAAGGGCCUGGGAUUUCCCUCAACCCCUGCUAAACUAUAAGCUGUGUGUGUGGGUGGUACUUUACGCCAUUGAGCAGUCGUGACUCCUUUGUGUGCUCUAUUCAGCAUAGAUAAGCAGUCUGAGUGUAAAACCUGUAGUGGCCGUUUGGUUGGUGUCCAGGCUGCCGGUAUCCUGAGGUUGUGUCACUGUCCUGCUCAGUAGUAAAGUUGUGGAUCAUGAUAUAGAAAGAGAGAUUAGGAUUUUUUGAACACAGACAUACACAGGCACACAGACACAGAAACACACAGACACACAGACACAGACACAGACACACACACACACGCACACAGACACAGACACACACACACACACACACACACACACACACACACACACACACACACACACACACACACACACACACACACACACACACACACACACACACACACACACACACACACACACACUCUAUCUAUUACUUAGAUACUGUGCCUUUGGGAGAUACUGCCCUGGUCACCUUUGCCUUAGCUUGCCAUAAAAGCAGUCAUACUUAGCUUAGCAGUUUUCUUUAAUUUUGCUAGUGCAGAGAGAAAAUCUUCUGGAAGGACCAGCCAUUGGUGAAACAUUCUAGAGCCUGAGAUCAGCCAUUGGUGAAACAUUCUAGAGCCUGAGAUCAGCCCAUGGUGAAACAUUCUGGAGCCUGAGAUCUUUAAUUCAAAGUUGAAUUGUUGUCUUGAAAUGGCUCCUACUUUCGUGCCAACUGGUCCUAUUGAUGUUUUAUGAAAAAAAUGUACAACACCUAAUUAAAGUUGGUGUAUAUUGCUAUCUUAAAGAUUUUAUGUUGUGUCCUUGUUUGGUAUUUUUAGCUCUGAAUUAUUGUGUGAGGAGGAGGUCAGAAGUUUUUUAUAUGCAGUGUCCUAGCUAAUCAUCUUUGUGGCAGAUAGGGACUGAAUUUGUUUCAAUCCCAUUUUUUCCCACAAAAAAAAUCAUUGAGGUCACAGAUUUCGAAAGUCUGGGCUAUUCAUGAUAAUAAUCUAAAAACUUGAGGCGUGAGAGAAGACAGAUGUCAAUCUAAUAAUAAUUCUCUCUCAAUGCACAUUUUCAUUGUAAGAAAGGUAGGAACAGAUGUUAUUAGAGUGGGCUGGGAAUAGCGUGCAUAAAUCAGUGACAGACCAGAAUUCUAUCCUACAUCCCCAAACUAAAGCCAGUCAGAUUCUUACUGGCCCACCACUGGCCAAUCUAAGAAGCUCACUGCUGUGUCUAUUUGGUCAAUGUGUGUCCAUACCCUCAACCAUCUUUUGAGAAGCAGAGCUUAUUAUCCAGUCUUAUGUUUUGAAUUGCACUAAAAGAAAUCAAACAUACUUCAGUAUGACAAAAAAAAUGGGAACAGGUCAUAUUUUUAAGUUCACUGGUUCUUGUCUGACAGAGAGAGACUCCUGUCAGAAUGAGUUGUCAGGCAGUGACACAUCUCUAUGGAUACCGUGCAUCAAUGUCAGGGCUUUCCUGGACACUAUACAAAGGAAACCAUUGAGAGCUGUUUCAGUUUCAUUUUUGUCAUAAUUUUGUAAUAUUAUGAUAUGGAAACAUUUUUGUUUUGAUGAGAUACAAUUGUUGAAUUUUUUAAUGAUUGAAAAGCUAUAGUUGAAGAAACAUGUAAAUAUUUGUUGUAUAUUGUGGGUUACAUGGCAAUGGGGAGAUUAAAGAAAAAAAAAACAACACAAACAUUGAAUGUAAAAUCUACAAAAAGAUAUGCCUGUCCUCUGUUUUGUUUCUUUUGUAUAAUUCUUGCCUCACCUAUGGUGAUCACCUUAUCCUUUUUUUGACUUUCCUCUCUACUGUUAAACUAUCAGCAGUUUUAACCAACAGCAGUGUUGUUUCAUUUCUCUCAGUGAAGUGACACACUUCCAAUGUACUCCAGAAUUAACUCAAGACUUUUUUUCUUUCACUUUGUCUUUCUCUCCUUUUCUCCUCUGCUCCAAAUAUUGAUUUCAGUUCAAAUUAAAGUUUUGUUUUGUGUGUGUGUGUGUGUGUGUGUGUGUGUGUGUGUGUGUGUGUGUGUGUGUGUGUGUGUGUGUGUGUGUGUGUGUGUGUGUGUGUGUGUGUGUGUGUGUGUGUAUGUGUGUGAUGGCAUAAAUGGAGCCUGCCCUGUUGUCAGGCUUUUUAAGAUUUAUUUUGCUUGUUCUCUUUUUUGAGGUUUUCAUUUGAUUGUUUUUAGGCGAGAGAAAUUGUUGUGUACUACACAUUCCGAUCUGCAACAAUGCCAUUGUCCCCUUUUAUGUUGUGUCUUCUGUCAAUGUCUUGGUUUAGGUGUGUGUGUGUGUGUGUGUGUGUGUGUGUGUGUGUGUGUGUGUGUGUGUGUGUGUGUGUGUGUGUGUGUCUCCUGCCCAUGUUUUGGGUUAUACUGUGUGUGUGUCUCUGCUCCCUUCCACUGUGUCACUAUCCAUGACCUUACCCAGUGCAUUAAGCUAAAGACCCAAGAAAUGUGUAGAAAUGUGUAUGUGUAUUUCUUUCUCUCUCUUUUCUUACUUUCUUUCUUUCUUUCUUUUUGCUGGUAGCUCAACAGAGCAAAAAUGUUUUGAACGCUUCCAGUGACUCUUUGAUCAACUCUGUGAUCAAAAAACCUUAACCUGCUCUCAUUCUGGAAAGGUUUUUUUUGUCCUGUUUUGAUAGUUCCUGGCUUUUUUUUUUUUUUUAAUCACAUCUGCUUUAACUGAUUUUGUUUUCCCGAGAUGUUUUUUUUUUCUUAUUAUUUUGCAUGUCCACUUCUGUACUGUGUUGCCUGAGGGGAACCUUGUUUGUGAAAUGAGAGCGUUCACUGUAGUGUGCAAGGACAAGGUGGGAGGGUGGAGCGAUGGACGUUUGAGCGUGUGUUUGCGAUUGCAGUUAUGUAAUGUUCUGAUGCCUACAAUGUGACGAGAGAUGAUGACAAUAAAUGUGGAUCACACAG